Messenger RNA from Brenthis ino (lesser marbled fritillary), 216 nucleotides. The record is from the annotation of a GenBank genome assembly. Lineage: Eukaryota; Metazoa; Arthropoda; Insecta; Lepidoptera; Nymphalidae.
AUGCAAAUGGCACAGCAAAGUAUCAUCAGUUCCCGUACUUCGAACACACAGUCCGCAAUGGAGCGCACAUCGCCGUCGCCCGCGGCCUUCGCCUGUUGCCACAUUUGCAUAUAUUUACAUUAUAAUCCCGCUUGUUUCAUCGGGAUAUUAUUGAGAUCAACUGAAUCUACUGCGGCGGCUCCCGCCGUAGUUCCAAUGACGUUCGCAGCUCCGACU